AUGCUCUUCACUAGGUUCGCCGCUGUGCUCGCGGCCGCGGGCAUGGUCCACGCCCAACGCCCGUCAAACGUGUCAAUAUGUGACUACUACACGACGGCUCUGCUGCAGAACAACACGGCCGAGAACCAGUACAAGCUGCUGACGUUGCUCGUUAACACGGCCGUCAUCGGCAACUACACGACCCCGAAUGUCGGCGUUGCCGUCCCGGGCAUCCUUACUCCGGGUACCUUCAACGGUACCGCCGUGAAGCUGGCACCCUACUUCACCGGCGCGCUGGCGUCGACGAAUUCCGGAGGCACAUCCGGCCAGUCGGUCAACUUCCUCGACGGCGGCGGCGCCGCUCCGCUCCAAAAGAACAUGCCCGCCGAGGACAACACGUCCAACCAAUACUUCCUGCUCACGCACCUGUACUCCUUCUUCGGCGCGCUGCUCAAGUGCAGCGGCUACAGCCAGCCGAGCUUCCCGAGCUACGCCGGCAGCGCGUCCAUGUACGACGUGCACAAGUUCAUGGCGCUCGACGCGGCCGAGGUCGGCUACUUCAUCGCCCAGGUCGCGCUGGCGGGCGCGUCGUUCGGCGUCGCCGAGAGCGACCUGAUGGCCGUCGGCGCCGCGCUGAGCGGACUGUUCGCGCAGCGCUGCUCCCCGCCCACCGAGGUCGUGCCCCCCCAGGGCUCCGCCUUGCAGGCCAUCUGCAUCCAGUCUGACUGUCCGCUGGCAGAUGGUGCCAUGUGCGGGUUGUAUGACACUGUUGUUGAGCCGGCGAAUGCUACUGCUACUGCUGGUGGUACGACUUCGUCGUCGGCGACUGCGACCACGACGGGCGGGGUGACUGGGACUGGGACUGGGACUGGGACUGGGGGUAGCAGUACCGGAACGGCGGCAGCGACCCCUACGAGCACUGCGGGCGCUGCUUCGGUCGGAUGGAGUUUGAUGGCUAUUGCAGGCGGGUUUGUGGCGUUGAUGAUCUGA
This is a messenger RNA of Lasiosphaeria miniovina, 969 nucleotides long. RefSeq lists its product as uncharacterized. The coding region runs from base 1 to 969 and encodes 322 amino acids. NCBI's taxonomy places the organism in Eukaryota, Fungi, Ascomycota, Sordariomycetes, Sordariales, Lasiosphaeriaceae. The record is from RefSeq and is a predicted model, not a curated record. The transcript is spliced from 3 exons.